Messenger RNA from Anopheles merus, 3196 nucleotides. Its product is annotated as mitochondrial intermediate peptidase. Lineage: Eukaryota; Metazoa; Arthropoda; Insecta; Diptera; Culicidae. Gene Ontology annotation, biological process: peptide metabolic process. Gene Ontology annotation, cellular component: mitochondrion. Gene Ontology annotation, molecular function: metalloendopeptidase activity. The coding region runs from base 269 to 2359 and encodes 696 amino acids. The record is from RefSeq and is a predicted model, not a curated record. The transcript has 3 exons.
CAAUACUUAUAUACAUCUCGGCUAAUCUCGCGGAGAGCCUGGAAAAAAUUGUUAAAAAAAUAUAUUGUUUCCACACUAUCAGUACAGCGGCUGGCAUCAAGCAAUGGAGCUCUAGCAGUAGCAAAACUAGUAUCAAUAAAUAAAUCCCAACCUUUAUAGAAGGUGAACUGAAACAAUCAUUGGACAGCUAUAUUGUUCACGAACGACAGUGCCAUCCCAUGCCUCAUAUAACCUACGACAAAGUUUAAUAAUCAUCCAAGCAGCGGAAAUGUUACGUCGGAUGCAGCACUUUUCAAAAAACGUUUUACUGAAACGAAGGGUCAGUACAUGGUCUCCCUUGACCACUGCAUUUAACACUCGUCCGGAGAAAAGGAUUAAUUUUACCAAAAAUGAAGUGGGUCUUUUUGGAAAGCCGGAACUUACUUCGCAUGAAGGGUUUUAUGUACUCAAGGAAAAGGCUAUCUUUAAAACAGACGAUCUUAUUGAGGAAGCUACUUCAUUCAAUCGUUCACGCAAAAUGGUUGUUAUCUUCGACGAGCUCUCCGACACCUUGUGCAAAGUGGCGGACCUGUCAGAAUUCAUAAGACUAGCUCACCCAGCAUCAAAUUAUUGCUCGGCUGCUGAAGACGCUUGCAUCACGAUAAGCGGCAUUGUAGAAAAGCUGAACACACAUAAGAAGCUAUUCAACGCUUUGAAAAAUGUUGUUGACAAAGGAGACCAGUUUGAGACAAGCGAUGUCGAUAAACAUGUGGCCAGGCUGUUCCUGUUUGAUUUUGAACAAAGUGGUAUUCACUUGGAAGAAGAGGCUCGUCAGCGGGUGGUGUUUCUAAAUGAUUGUAUCCUUCAGCUUGGGCAACGUUUCAUGGCCGGAGCGGUUCAUCCCAGAAGCAUUUCAAAAAAUAUCCUCCCGGCAGCUGUUUUGCCUUUCUUUGCAUCGGAUGGUGAAAAUAUCCUCGUAUCCGGACUUUAUGCCGAUUCUGCUAACAGUGUGGCUCGUGAAUCGGCAUAUCGCCUAUUCCUUUACCCAGACGAACAGCAGGAGCGACUUUUGGCGGAGAUGCUUAAAUGCCGCAACGAGCUAGCAACCGUUUGCGGAUUUCCAACCUAUGCUCAUCGAGCGCUUAAAGCAAGCACUGUAGAAACACCAGAAAUGGUCGAUAUGUUUUUGGAUUCGCUGAACGAACAAUUGCAGCCUCGUGCGGCAAAUGAUUUUGCAAUUAUGCAGAAAAUGAAAUCUUUAGAAUGUGGGACUAAUGUUCCGCUGGCGGCUUGGGAUACCCCGUACUUCACAUCCUCACUAAAACGCAAACAUCUGCAGGCCAGUGCGUCAGAAUUUUCACCAUAUUUCAGUCUAGGGGCAUGCAUGGAAGGAUUAAAUCUAUUGAUGAAUAGUUUGUUUGGGAUUUCUUUAAGAAAUACUGAAAUGGAGCCGGGUGAAUCAUGGUUUCAUGAUAUAUACAAACUUGCUGUUGAACAUGAAACGGAGGGUUUGCUCGGUCACAUUUAUUGUGAUUUCUUUGAACGACAAGGAAAACCGAACCAAGAUUGUCAUUUCACAAUUCAAGGAGGCAAAGUAAUGCCGGACGGAAGUUUUCAAAAUCCAAUUGUUGUCGUCAUGUUGAAUCUUUCGCAACCCCGCUGGUCAGGGCCGACGCUGUUGACUCCCUCCAUGGUGGACAACCUAUUUCAUGAGAUGGGCCAUGCCAUGCAUUCGAUGCUUGCACGGACGGAAUUUCAACAUGUUACAGGUACAAGGUGCAGCACAGACUUUGCAGAAGUUCCCUCAGUGUUAAUGGAAUAUUUUGCCAAUGACCCACGCGUGUUACGGUCGUUCGCAAAACAUUUCCAAACGCAAGAACCCAUGCCAGAAAGCAUGUUAGAACGUCUCUGCACAUCCAAACAUUUGUUCGCUUCAAGUGAGAUGCAGUUGCAAGUUUUUUAUUCCGCUUUGGAUCAAGUUUACCAUGGAAAUCAUGAUAUGCAUGCAGAAAACACAACUCAGACGUUACAAAGAGUGCAAGAAAAGUAUUACGGCCUUCCCUAUGUCGAAAAUACAGCAUGGCAGCUGCGCUUUUCACACCUGGUUGGAUACGGUGCGAAGUAUUAUUCUUACCUUAUUUCACGUGCAAUUGCUUCCUGGAUAUGGCAAACAUACUUUGAACGGGAUCCAUUCAGUCGAACCGAAGGAGAGAAAUAUCGUCGAGGUUGUCUGGCAUACGGUGGCGGCAUUCCUAGUCGUUUGUUAGUAUCCAAUUUCUUAGGACGUGAAAUAACUCCCAGGAAUUUAACCUCGAGUCUGAUUAGUGAGAUAGAUACAUUUAACGAGCGUCUGAAGCACGUAGACGACUACUUCAGAUAGUCUAAUUGGUUUGAAACUGGUGUUUAAAUUAGUAAUGUGUGAAUAGCAAACCAAGGAAAUGAGAGCAAACAUAAAAUCGCGAGUUAAAACUAUUUAGUAAAAAAUCUUUUUUUAGCACAUCUGAACAUUAAACGGCCAUAAACGUUAUUCAUUAUGAGCGAGAGAAGCGUAAACGUAUGCCUUCAACUGAAAAAUGGUAAACCCCAAAUGCUUAUAAUUACCUUAUUGUAAAAUUACUUUGGGUUAUGUUCGGAGCUCAUGUUCUCAUUUGAAUCAUCUUGCGUUGGUUCAUAACAACAUACCUUGAAAUGUUUUCCAAUUAUUAUUACAUAUACGCUCUUCGCAGAUUUAUUACAAAAUGUACAUGCGGAUGUUUAAAAUCAAACAGCAGUUCAAGUCUAAUGCCUUUUCUCAGUAGUCUGCGAUGAACAUUACUUUUUGCUCAUCUUUUAAUCGAAUGAAUUUGAACAGUAACUCAAAAAUUCUUUAAAUUCAUUUCAUUAGUGAUAAAAAGAAAAGUCUACUACAAAAGAAUGCUUCUCAAUGUGUAUGUUGUUUCUUCAGUUUUGUGACGAAUCCUUGUAUAUCCCUAUAGUUCGCAGUUGUUUUUAACAAACAAAAAGAUAUUUUCACAAACACCUGCUCAAUUUUACAAUUUAUAAAGUAAAACGUAGUUUUUUAGAGUAAACGAAAGGAAUUAGGCAACGUAAUUAUACUGGUUUUGGUUGUCCUUAUCACGUUCCAUAUAAUCUCGAUCUAUCAAUGAUUCGAUUCGCUUCUUUAAAUCGGCCGGCUGAAAAAAAAAGGAAUUUGAAAAGGUUACAUGAUUUGAUAAAA